This is a messenger RNA of Piliocolobus tephrosceles (Ugandan red Colobus), 4383 nucleotides long. RefSeq names its product protein tyrosine phosphatase receptor type T (gene PTPRT). Gene Ontology annotation, biological process: protein dephosphorylation. The transcript has 32 exons. Gene Ontology annotation, cellular component: membrane. Bases 1 to 4383 code for a protein of 1460 amino acids. Gene Ontology annotation, molecular function: protein tyrosine phosphatase activity; protein binding. The record is from RefSeq and is a predicted model, not a curated record. NCBI's taxonomy places the organism in Eukaryota, Metazoa, Chordata, Mammalia, Primates, Cercopithecidae.
AUGGCGAGCCUCGCCGCGCUCGCCCUCAGCCUGCUCCUGAGGCUGCAGCUGCCGCCGCUGCCCGGCGCCCGGGCUCAGAGCGCCGCAGGUGGCUGUUCCUUUGAUGAGCACUACAGCAACUGUGGUUAUAGUGUGGCUCUAGGGACCAAUGGGUUCACCUGGGAGCAGAUUAACACAUGGGAGAAACCAAUGCUGGACCAGGCGGUGCCCACAGGAUCUUUCAUGAUGGUGAACAGCUCUGGGAGAGCCUCUGGCCAGAAGGCCCACCUUCUCCUGCCGACCCUGAAGGAGAAUGAUACCCACUGCAUCGACUUCCAUUACUACUUCUCCAGCCGUGACAGGUCCAGCCCAGGGGCCUUGAACGUCUACGUGAAGGUGAAUGGUGGCCCCCAAGGGAACCCCGUCUGGAAUGUGUCCGGGGUCGUCACUGAGGGCUGGGUGAAGGCAGAACUCGCCAUCAGCACUUUCUGGCCGCAUUUCUAUCAGGUGAUAUUUGAAUCCGUCUCAUUGAAGGGUCAUCCUGGCUACAUUGCUGUGGACGAAGUCCGGGUGCUUGCUCAUCCGUGCAGAAAAGCACCUCAUUUUCUGCGACUCCAAAACGUGGAGGUGAAUGUGGGGCAGAAUGCCACAUUUCAGUGCAUUGCUGGUGGGAAGUGGUCUCAGCAUGACAAGCUUUGGCUCCAGCAAUGGAAUGGCAGGGACACGGCCCUGAUGGUCACCCGUGUGGUCAACCACAGGCGCUUCUCAGCCACGGUCAGCGUGGCAGACACUGCCCAGCGGAGCGUCAGCAAGUACCGCUGUGUGAUCCGCUCUGACGGUGGUUCUGGUGUGUCCAACUACGCGGAGCUGAUUGUGAAAGAGCCUCCCACGCCCAUUGCUCCCCCAGAGCUGCUGGCUGUGGGGGCCACAUACCUGUGGAUCAAGCCAAAUGCCAACUCCAUCAUCGGGGAUGGCCCCAUCAUCCUGAAGGAAGUGGAAUAUCGCACCACCACAGGCACCUGGGCGGAGACCCACAUAGUCGACUCUCCCAACUACAAGCUGUGGCAUCUGGACCCCGACGUUGAGUAUGAGAUCCGAGUGCUCCUCACGCGACCAGGUGAGGGGGGUACCGGACCGCCAGGGCCUCCCCUCACCACCAGGACCAAGUGUGCAGAUCCGGUGCAUGGCCCACAGAACGUGGAAAUCGUAGACAUCCGAGCCCGGCAGCUGACCCUGCAGUGGGAGCCCUUCGGCUACGCGGUGACCCGCUGCCAUAGCUACAACCUCACCGUGCAGUACCAGUACGUGUUCAACCAGCAGCAGUACGAGGCCGAGGAGGUCAUCCAGACCUCUUCCCACUACACCCUGCGAGGCCUGCGCCCCUUCAUGACCAUUCGGCUGCGACUCCUGCUGUCUAACCCCGAGGGCCGAAUGGAGAGCGAGGAGCUGGUGGUGCAGACUGAGGAAGAUGUUCCAGGAGCUGUUCCUCUAGAAUCCAUCCAAGGGGGGCCCUUUGAGGAGAAGAUCUACAUCCAGUGGAAACCUCCCAAUGAGACCAAUGGGGUCAUCACGCUCUAUGAGAUCAACUACAAGGCCGUUGGCUCGCUGGACCCAAGUGCUGAUCUCUCCAGCCAGAGGGGGAAAGUGUUCAAGCUCCGGAAUGAAACCCACCACCUGUUUGUGGGUCUGUACCCAGGGACCACCUAUUCCUUCACCAUCAAGGCCAGCACAGCAAAGGGCUUUGGGCCCCCUGUCACCACUCGGAUCGCCACCAAAAUUUCAGCUCCAUCCAUGCCUGAGUACGACACAGACACCCCACUGAAUGAGACGGACACGACCAUCACAGUGAUGCUGAAACCCGCUCAGUCCCGGGGAGCCCCUGUCAGUGUUUAUCAGCUGGUUGUCAAGGAGGAACGACCACAGAAGUCACGGAGGGCAGCUGACAUUAUUGAGUGCUUUUCGGUGCCUGUGAGCUAUCGGAAUGCCUCCAGCCUCGAUUCUCUACACUACUUUGCUGCUGAGUUGAAGCCUGCCAACCUGCCUGUCACCCAGCCAUUUACAGUGGGUGACAAUAAGACAUACAAUGGCUACUGGAACCCUCCUCUCUCUCCCCUGAAAAGCUACAGCAUCUACUUCCAGGCACUCAGCAAAGCCAAUGGAGAGACCAAAAUCAACUGUGUUCGUCUGGCUACAAAAGCACCAAUGGGCAGCGCCCAGGUGACCCCGGGGACUCCACUCUGCCUCCUCACCACAGGUGCCUCCACUCAGAAUUCUAACACUGUGGAGCCAGAGAAGCAGGUGGACAACACCGUGAAGAUGGCUGGCGUGAUCGCUGGCCUCCUCAUGUUCAUCAUCAUUCUCCUAGGCGUGAUGCUCACCAUCAAAAGGAGAAGAAAUGCUUAUUCCUACUCCUAUUACUUGAAGCUGGCCAAGAAGCAGAAGGAGACCCAGAGUGGAGCCCAGAGGGAGAUGGGGCCUGUGGCCUCUGCUGACAAACCCACCACCAAGCUCAGCACCAGCCGCAAUGAUGAAGGCUUCUCUUCUAGUUCUCAGGACGUCAACGGAUUCACAGAUGGCAGCCGUGGGGAGCUUUCCCAGCCCACCCUCACGAUCCAGACUCAUCCCUACCGCACCUGUGACCCUGUGGAGAUGAGUUACCCCCGGGACCAGUUCCAGCCUGCCAUCCGGGUGGCUGACUUGCUGCAGCACAUCACACAGAUGAAGAGAGGCCAGGGCUACGGGUUCAAGGAGGAAUACGAGGCCUUACCAGAGGGGCAGACAGCUUCGUGGGACACAGCCAAGGAGGAUGAAAACCGCAAUAAGAAUCGAUAUGGGAACAUCAUAUCCUACGACCAUUCCCGGGUGAGACUGCUGGUGCUGGAUGGAGACCCGCACUCUGACUACAUCAAUGCCAACUACAUUGACGGAUACCAUCGACCUCGGCACUACAUCGCAACUCAAGGUCCAAUGCAGGAGACUGUAAAGGACUUUUGGAGAAUGAUCUGGCAGGAGAACUCUGCCAGCAUCGUCAUGGUCACAAACCUGGUGGAAGUGGGCAGGGUGAAAUGUGUGCGAUACUGGCCAGAUGACACGGAGGUCUAUGGAGACAUUAAAGUCACCCUGAUUGAAACAGAGCCCCUGGCAGAAUAUGUCAUACGCACCUUCACAGUCCAGAAGAAAGGCUACCAUGAGAUCCGGGAGCUCCGCCUCUUCCACUUUACCAGCUGGCCUGACCACGGCGUUCCCUGCUAUGCCACUGGCCUUCUGGGCUUCGUCCGCCAGGUCAAGUUCCUCAACCCCCCAGAAGCAGGGCCCAUAGUGGUCCACUGCAGUGCUGGGGCUGGGCGGACUGGCUGCUUCAUUGCCAUUGACACCAUGCUUGACAUGGCCGAGAAUGAAGGGGUGGUGGACAUCUUCAACUGCGUGCGUGAGCUCCGGGCCCAGAGGGUCAACCUGGUACAGACAGAGGAGCAAUAUGUGUUUGUGCACGAUGCCAUCCUGGAAGCGUGCCUCUGUGGCAACACUGCCAUCCCUGUGUGUGAGUUCCGUUCUCUCUACUACAAUAUCAGCAGGCUGGAUCCCCAGACGAACUCCAGCCAAAUCAAAGAUGAAUUUCAGACCCUCAACAUUGUGACACCCCGUGUGCGGCCCGAGGACUGCAGCAUUGGGCUCCUGCCCCGGAACCAUGAUAAGAAUCGAAGCAUGGACGUGCUGCCUCUGGACCGCUGCCUGCCCUUCCUCAUCUCGGUGGACGGAGAAUCCAGCAAUUACAUCAACGCGGCACUGAUGGAUAGCCACAAGCAACCUGCCGCCUUCGUGGUCACCCAGCACCCUCUACCCAACACCGUGGCAGACUUCUGGAGGCUGGUGUUUGAUUACAACUGCUCCUCUGUGGUGAUGCUGAAUGAGAUGGACACGGCCCAGUUCUGUAUGCAGUACUGGCCUGAGAAGACCUCCGGGUGCUACGGGCCCAUCCAGGUGGAGUUCGUCUCCGCAGACAUCGACGAGGACAUCAUCCACAGAAUAUUCCGCAUCUGUAACAUGGCCCGGCCACAGGACGGUUAUCGUAUAGUCCAGCACCUCCAGUACAUUGGCUGGCCUGCCUACCGGGACACUCCCCCCUCCAAGCGCUCUCUGCUCAAAGUGGUCCGACGACUGGAGAAGUGGCAGGAGCAGUAUGACGGGAGGGAGGGACGCACUGUGGUCCACUGCCUAAAUGGGGGAGGCCGUAGUGGAACCUUCUGUGCCAUCUGCAGUGUGUGUGAGAUGAUCCAGCAGCAAAACAUCAUUGACGUGUUCCACAUCGUGAAAACACUGCGUAACAACAAAUCCAACAUGGUGGAGACCCUGGAACAGUAUAAAUUUGUAUACGAGGUGGCACUGGAAUACUUAAGCUCCUUUUAG